Cavenderia fasciculata is the source of this 1530-nucleotide messenger RNA. RefSeq names its product DUF171 family protein. NCBI's taxonomy places the organism in Eukaryota, Evosea, Eumycetozoa, Acytosteliales, Cavenderiaceae. The coding region runs from base 1 to 1530 and encodes 509 amino acids. The transcript has 3 exons. The record is from RefSeq and is a predicted model, not a curated record.
AUGGGAACAUCUAAAAAGAUAUUAAACUCUAUUAGAAAGGAAGCAAAACAGAAUACUAAAAAUGUAUCUAAUUUCAAUGACUUUAUGAUGGUUUUAGGUGAUGUUAAACCAGAAGAUCAAGAAACAUCAACAACAACAGAUGAUAGUACAACAACCAAUGUAAAUGGUAAAAGAGAAAUAGAUCAAGAAGAUGAAGAAAAAGAAGAAGAAGAACAACAAGUAAACGAUAAGAAACCACCAAAAAGAAUUAAGAAAUCAAAAGAAGAAAGAUUUAUGGAGAAACAACAAAAAAUAAGAGAUGAUAUUCAAAAAGAAGAGGAAGAUCAAAAGAAAUCAACUACCACUACUCUUUCAUCUACUUCAUCUACUACUUCAGCAGAAGUUGAUAAAUUAAAAAAAGAAUUAGAAAUGGUUAAAGAGGAAUUAGAAAAUAGAGAAGCAGAAUUAAAGAUGCAAGAAAAGUUUUUGAGAAAGUCUAAAAAGGAGACAAAGGAUUUACAACGUGAAAUUAAAUCAACCAUCUACAAGGUCAAUCCAAAGGCAACUCGUUCCAUUGCCAUACCAAACGAUAUUUUGGAUGACUUUGCAAGCGAGGAAAUGAAAACUUAUCUCGUUGAAAUGAUUGCUCGUACGUUGGUACUCUUUUCAAUCGAUGAAGUCAUUGUCUAUCGUUCAACUAAAUCUACCAAUUCAACUACCGAUAAAUUAUGUAAAUUAUUAGAAUUUAUUGAUUUACCAAAAAAUAUAAGACAUCAUUUAUACGAUUUAAAUGAUAUUGAUUAUCAAUUUGUUGAUAAAUUAAAAAGAGUUGAAUCUGGUCAACAUGCAACUUCGAAUCGUUGGACCAAGUAUAGAGAGGGUAUUGUGUUGGACAAGUUGUCGGGCAAGUUUUCAUUGGUCGAUGUUGGGUUGGGCGAUGGCAAGGAGAUCAAGAUUGACAAGGAGUUGCAGGCGGGUAUCCGAGUGACACUAGAGAUGGAAGAGGAACACGGCAAGCAAAUCAACAAUGCCAACCAACACCGCAAGGGCAAGGUGGUGUCACCGGCAGAGGUUCGUCACGACGGUCACUAUUGGGGCUACCAAGUACGUUCGGUCGACUCGAUUGAUAAUGUCUUCCAAGACAGCUCUUUCAAUGCCUACGACUACAAGAUUCUAUUUACAUGCAACUCUCACGAUAACCAAGAAGUACAAGAUCUCAAACAACAAAGACUCAAAGAAAAACAAGAUAUCUUUGACAAUAAUCUAGAAUCACAACAACAUGUUUUAAUCAUUUUUGCUGAACGUGAACAACAAAUUUUAGAUUUAUUAAAACAACUUCCAAUUGAAAAAGAAGAUGAAAAGGAAGAAGAUGAAAAUGAAGAUAAAGAAGAAGAAAAGAAAGAGGAUGGAGAAAAGAAAGAAAAGAAAUUGGAUAAAAGUUUGGACAAGAUUAUUGAUUUACAAUCUGAUAAUACAUUAAAAUCAAAAAGAGUUAGAUUUGAGGAAACUUUAUUAAUUGGUUUAUCAAGUUUACUUAAUAAGGUUAUUUAA